This is a messenger RNA of Cucurbita maxima (winter squash), 927 nucleotides long. Its product is annotated as isoflavone reductase-like protein. The transcript is spliced from 5 exons. Gene Ontology annotation, molecular function: oxidoreductase activity. NCBI's taxonomy places the organism in Eukaryota, Viridiplantae, Streptophyta, Magnoliopsida, Cucurbitales, Cucurbitaceae. Bases 1 to 927 code for a protein of 308 amino acids. The record is from RefSeq and is a predicted model, not a curated record.
AUGGCUAGCAAAAGCAAGAUCCUGGUCGUCGGAGGCACUGGUUACAUCGGAAAGUUCAUUGUCGAGGCGAGCGCUAAGGCUGGAAACCCGACAUACGCCCUUGUUCGAGAUGCCACCGUCUCCGAUCCUGCCAAGUCCCCCAUUAUUAAUAAUUUCAAGAACUUGGGAGUCAAUAUAGUCUCUGGUGAUCUCUACAAUCACAGCAGUUUGGUGAAGGCUAUAAAAGAGGUGGACGUUGUGAUAUCGACCGUUGGUGCGGGUCAAUUAGCCGACCAAGAGAAGCUCAUUUCAGCCAUCAAAGAGGCUGGCAAUGUGAAGAGAUUUCUGCCUUCGGAGUUUGGGAACGAUGUGGAUCGUGUACAUGCUGUUGAACCAGCUAAAUCAGCCUUUAAUAUAAAGGUUCAAAUCCGUCGAGCCGUGGAAGCUGCGGGGAUUCCUUAUACCUAUGUGUCUGCUAACUUUUUUGCAGGCUACUUCCUUCCUAGCUUGUCUCAGCCUGGAGCCACAAGCCCUCCAAGAGAUAAAGUUGUUAUCUUAGGAGAUGGGAAUCCCAAAUCUAUAUUCAACAAGGAAGAAGACAUUGCCGUGUACACUAUGAAAGCUGUGGAGGAUCCAAGAACGUUGAACAAGACCCUCUACAUUAGGCCUUCUGGUAACAUCUACUCUUUCAAUGAUCUCGUGUCACUUUGGGAGAAAAAAAUUGGGAAAACCCUAGACAGAAUCUACGUUCCAGAGGAACAAGUGUUGAAGAACAUCCAAGAGGCUCCACUUCCCAUAAACGUGAUAUUAGCAAUCUCUCACUCAGCAUUUGUGAAGGGAGAUCAUACCAACUUUGAUAUUGAAGCAUCAUUUGGAGUAGAAGCCACCAACUUGUAUCCUGAUGUUAAAUACACAACCGUCGAUGAAUUCCUCAAUCAGUUUGUUUAA